UGGCGGGGGAGGAGAUGAAGAAAGAGACGAAGGAACCGGUCCAAUACCCCUUUCUGAGGGGCUAUUUUCCCAAAAGCUUUCAACGUUGGAAAGCCUUAUUAUCUCCCAAAUGUCCAUCCAUGAAGGCCUCAUUCUGGAACUUCGAUCAUAUCCGAGUUUAAGGAGUUUAACAAUCGAAUCAACCAACAAUAGCAACUUUUUGUCCUCAUUCACCAGAUGCCUAGACCUGACUACAGGGCAUUUUCCAGCACUCCGCAAAAUCAAGUUGGAUACUCGGUGGCCUUCGAGUGUCAAGAUGGCAUACAAAUACAAAGAGUUCUCAAAAUAUUGUGCUUCUGAAAGACCUCGCAUCCACAUAUAUGGUCGAGGAAAUUUUGAUAUUGUGGAACAACAUGGUUAG
Molecule: messenger RNA, 400 nt
Organism: Acaulospora colombiana
Lineage: Eukaryota; Fungi; Glomeromycota; Glomeromycetes; Diversisporales; Acaulosporaceae
Source: the annotation of a GenBank genome assembly